CAGACAAGCAUUUGCAACGCAGUAUAUAAUGUGACUGCUGAGGGCCUUCGUGAGGUUUCCUCUUCCGCUCUUCAUUGAGGUCCAAGAGAACUGCGAGAGGCUUCGGAAAUCCUGCUCAAUGGACCCCAAACUGGGAAGAAUGGCGUCAGCUCUCCUUGCUCUUCUGCUGCUGCUUUUGGGAGGCAUGUCCUCUCCAUCCUCACCCCAUGCCGGGCUGGUCGAGAAGGUCUUCCAGUACAUGGAUCUCCAUCAGGAUGAAUUUGUGCAGAGGCUGAAGGAGUGGGUGGCCAUUGAGAGUGACUCCGUUCAACCUGUGCCCCGCCUCCGACAAGAGCUCUUCAGGAUGAUGGUCCUGGCCGCAGAGGAGCUCCGGCGCCUGGGGGCCAGAAUUCCUCCCCGUCCCAAACGAGGUUGCCAUCUGCCUGAUGGCCAGACUCUCCCGAUACCUCCUGUCAUCCUGGCUGAGCUGGGGAAUGAGCCAGGGAAACCCACCGUGUGCUUCUACGGCCACCUGGACGUGCAGCCGGCCACACAGGCCGAUGGGUGGCUCACAGACCCUUACACACUGACGGAAGUGGAUGGAAAACUUUACGGACGAGGAGCAACAGACAACAAAGGUCCUGUUUUGGCGUGGAUUAAUGCUAUGAGCGCAUUCCGAGCCCUGGAGGAAGAUCUCCCCGUGAACAUCAAGGUCAUCAUUGAAGGGAUGGAAGAAGCCGGUUCUGUGGCCCUGGAGGAACUUGUCAAGAGAGAGAAGGACAGGUUCUUUUCCAGCGUGGACUACAUUGUGAUUUCCGAUAACCUGUGGCUGAGCCAGAGGAGGCCAGCACUCAUUUACGGAACUCGAGGGAACAGCUACUUCACGGUGGAGGUGACAUGCAGAGAUCAAGAUUUUCAUUCAGGCACCUUUGGUGGUAUCCUUCAUGAGCCAAUGGCUGAUUUGGUGGCUCUUCUCGGUAGCCUCACGGACUCGGCCGGUAAUAUUCUGAUCCCUGGGAUCUAUGACCACGUGGCUCCUCUCACAGAAGAGGAGAAAGAACUGUACGGUGCCAUCGACCUGGACCUAGAAGAAUACCGGAACAGCAGCCGGGUUAAGAAAUUCCUGUUCAACACCAAGGAGGAAAUUCUGAUGCACCUAUGGAGGUACCCUUCUCUUUCCAUCCAUGGGAUCGAGGGUGCGUUCGAUAAGCCCGGAACUAAAACAGUCAUACCUGGCCGAGUUAUAGGAAAAUUUUCCAUCCGCCUGGUCCCUCACAUGAAUACAUCUGUGGUGGAAAAACAGGUGCAGCAGCAUCUCCAGUAUAUAUUCUCCCAAAGAAAUAGUUCCAACCAGAUGGAUGUUUCCAUGGUGCUGGGACUGCAUCCGUGGAUCGCCAAUAUUAAAGAUCAUCAGUAUCUUGCAGCAAAAAGAGCUAUCAAAACAGUGUUUGGAACAGAGCCAGAUAUGAUCCGGGAUGGAUCAACCAUACCAAUUGCCAAAAUAUUCCAGGAUAUUAUCCAGAAGAGUGUGCUGAUGCUUCCGCUGGGCACUGUUGACGAUGGGGAGCACUCUCAGAAUGAGAAAAUCAAUAGGUUGAACUACAUAGAAGGAUCAAAAUUGUUUGCUGCCUUUUUCCUAGAGGUGGCUCAGCUUCAUGAAUAAUGGCAGGAACCUUCCAGCUUAGAUCUGACCUGCUAACACCCUGGACAGGAAAGGAAUCUCAAUAUCCAGAGAAUUUCAGUCCAGAAAGUAAUGUUUUCCCUCCCAUUUAAAAUAUCUUUGGACAGUUGGACCAAUAAGUAUAGACAUUGGGAAUGGUCUAAUGUCCCAUAGCAAGCCUUUCUAAAGUCACAGCUUCCUUCACCAACCUGAUCUCCCCAAGUUCAGCUGCAGUAUCCCAGGACUGGACCUCCCCUCACAAUGAUUGACGUAGUCACUCUAGCUUGCUUUCUAGGAAGUACUCAUGACACAUAAUCAUUCCAUGCAGUGACUGUCAGUACUCACCCCACCCUUGCUUGUACCACAUCUUCCUUUUAUCUUAUUAAUAAAAACCUUGGUCUCCACCACUGAC
Molecule: messenger RNA, 2051 nt
Organism: Myotis lucifugus (little brown bat)
Lineage: Eukaryota; Metazoa; Chordata; Mammalia; Chiroptera; Vespertilionidae
Gene: CNDP1
Product: carnosine dipeptidase 1
Exons: 12
Coding region: 119-1642 (507 amino acids)
Biological process (GO): proteolysis
Cellular component (GO): cytosol
Molecular function (GO): metallodipeptidase activity
Source: RefSeq, a predicted model, not a curated record